AUGGAUGACAUGUAUCAGCCAAUGGACGACCAACAGCCGCUCCCUCGAGUGGUCAAUAUCACAUGCCAGACCCCCGGAGUGACAGUCGCCCCCGCAAUAAAUAUACGCAUUGUGCCCAUUGGUUCGGAGUUACCGCCCUUCUUUGAAGGUAUUCUCGAGGUGAACCGUACGGGAAGCUGGCAGAUCCUUUGUACAUGGGGAUUUCGUGACGUAGAGGCAAAUAUUGCGUGUAAAGAGAUCGGAUUUGUUGGUGGGAUAGCACUUCCGAGGGCUGCGUACGGUCCCUACUCCGGGGCAUACACGACGCCAUUCAGGGGUUGCAAUGGGGAGGAAUCUUCUUUAUUGGACUGUCGUUUUGAGGGUCAAGAAAGUGAAAACAUCUGUCGCAGUCAAAAUACGUAUUAUGCCUCACUACAUUGCUACGACGAUGUCCCGGUCCAACAAGGCCCUUCUGUAAAGUUGACGAAUGAAUAUCACGGAAAGGUGGCUUACUCGCCGUCCGGCGUUUGGGGUCAAGUUUGCUUGACGUAUUGGAAUGAUGAAGUGGCUUCCGUAGUCUGCAGGGAACUAGGAUACAACGGGGGCGUGGCAACAAGGGCAGAUUCAACAAACGGUUUUCCUUUCACUCUCACCAAAAUGCACUGUCAUGGAAAUGAAAGUAGACUAAUUGACUGUCAGCAUAUAGUGGAUGUUUGUUACGAUACUAGACAUAGAGCAGCUGCUGUCUGUUACAGAUCGGGAAUAUCCGUGCGUCUAGAGGAUGGAGACGGAAGAAGUGGUAGAAUUGAGAUAAAAUAUGACGGAGUCGAUGGAUUCUUGGCAUUUUGUGGUUUAAGUGAGUCUGGAGCUGCAGACAGUAAAACUCCAUCUUAUAUAUGUCAGACACUGGGGUAUGCAACUGGUUCAUUUAUAGGAAAUACAGCUUCACAAGGAGUCAUUUAUUGGGCUAUUGAGGAGUGCUAUGAAACUGAUAACAGUAUAUUCAUGUGUCGGAACAAAGGAUGGCUUCCAGACAAGAUGUCUAAUUGCUACGCUGAUAAAAACAUAGUGGCCGUGUCAUGUGAUAUAGGUGUGAAUUUAUUAGGAGGUAUAGACACCAUUAAUGUUACCAUGGGAAUGGUUGAAAUGUUUACUUCUAAGAAAUGGACAACCGUUUGCGCACAUGAUUUUGGUCAAACAGAGGCUACGGUAGUUUGCCGCCAAUUGGGAUUUGCAGAAGCACAAGUUCUACUUCCGGAUAUGUUUGGGCGCUUUCGAUUCGUAACGUUCGCAACUGAAUUGGCCUGUAUUGGAAAUGAGACUUCUCUGAAUGAUUGCACGCAUACAACUGGCACUUGUCUGUUUUCAAGUAAAGCAAGUGUGUUGUGUUCUAAAGGACGUGUAUCUACAGAUUUCAAAGCAUAUCUAUCCCAUGACAGUUACGGUACUGUUUUGAUAGAGAAAUACGGACUGAAUGGAACAGUGUGUCGAUAUGGGUGGGACGACCACGACUCUCAAGUACUGUGUAAACAACUAGGAUACCAUGGAGGCGUUGCUCUUGGUACCAAGGCCGUAACAACCCGGUAUAACCCCAUAUGGUUGUCAGCUGUCAAUUGUACCGGUCAGGAAAAUACCAUUCUAGAUUGUUUUUCCGACUUAUCCAUUGAUCCGAAAUGUGGAAAACAGCUGUCGGCUGCUGGAUCCCUAUGUUACGACGACAUAGAACCAUCCGUAAACCUAGUCGGUGGCAGUGAAUCUGGUCACGGAACGGCUGUAGUGACGUACGCUGGGAUUUCUGGGACAAUAUGUGACAAUGGAUGGUCAGGCAAUGAUGCAAAUGUGUUGUGUAGGCAACUAGGUUUUCCGUAUGGAAUUCCUACCAUUAAAUCACUUCACGGCAAGGUAACAGGACCUGUAUUCCUCGACGGUGUCAAGUGUGACGGGACCGAGUCUACUAUCCUAUCCUGUCCUAAUAUGGGCUGGAAUGUUUCGUCGGUACAUUGUGACGCACACAAUGAUGACGCUGGGGUCACGUGUUUUUCUUGGGCUAAGCUGCAUAUAAGCAGGUACUAUGGUGCUGUGAUGUUUUGGAACGAAGAGUUGGACACGUAUGGCUUAGUGUGUGAUGAUGGUCAUUUCGGAAAUGUGGCUGCUGAAGUUUUCUGUAAGGAACAAGGGCUUCAGUAUAGUGUUGCUGUAGGCUGUUCAACGUUUGGAGAUUUUGACUCUCCGUAUACACUAUCAAGUGUUGACUGUGAUGGUUCGGAGACAAAGCUGAUUGAGUCGAAAUUAAAACUCCAAAAUGGUGACCAUGGAUACGUGGAAGUGAACCAUUUGUAUCAAUACGGCUAUAUCUGUUCUGAGGGAUUUGACGACGUCGAUGCCACCGUAAUGUGUAAGAUGACCGGCUAUGUAUACGGAACAGCAUAUAGACACUACAUACACAAUCAGAAGUUGGGUAGUAUCCAUAGAGACAAAUUCCGAUGGUUAUCAAACCUCAGCUGCAACUCAACCGCUAAUACUCUGGACGACUGUGACCCUCGGUGGGGAGAAACGUGCCCGUGUGAUCAUCGUACUAUCGCUGGGGUAUUUUGUCUCUCACAACCAGCAUCUGCUAUGGUAGAACUGGAAAAUGGAACAGCUAUGGAAGGCAGGGUAUUGGUUAAAGUCAACGUUGACACCACUGGUUUGGUAUGUGGUGACUAUUUUUCUCAUAACGAAGCUGAUGUUAUAUGCCGCCAGCUAGGUUAUCGUUCUGGAAUCUCAUUGGACUCCGGUAGCCAUGGUAACGCUGUCGGUAACUAUUUCCUGGAAAGCAUGACGUGUAAUGGAAACGAAACAAGCUUUUUGGAAUGUGCACUAGAGCCUCAUUAUAAUACUGCAAACUGUCGAUCAGGUGCAGCCGCUGUUAAAUGCUACCAAAACGUUAGACUAACAGGAGUGUUGUCGAAGCCUUACUUUGGCCGAGUUGAACUACAUAACGGUGAAGAGUGGGAAGCGGUGUGUGACGAGAAUUUUGACGAUACAGAUGCACGUGUAGUAUGUGAGUCUCUAGGUUACGUCACUGGGCGGAGCCAAUGUUGUUUUAAUUUUGGUCCUCAGCCAAUCAACGUCAAGAUUCAGGUGAUCAACAUGACAUGUGAUGGGAACGAGAAAAGGGUUCAAGAUUGUUCUUAUGACACAGAACUGACGUGCCCUUCAAAUCGAUACGCUUCUGCAUUUUGUUUAACGAAAACAACAGUGGAAGAUAUAGCCGUGCGAUUACCUGGAAAUUCAUUCUAUGGUCCCGUAGAGGUGCGCCGGUACGGUAUGUGGGGUUCUAUCUGUGCUUCCGGUUGGGAUGACCAUGACGCUGAUGUUACCUGUAGGACCCUAGGAUACAGAACGGGAAAAGCUGUAAGGAAUCUAGUGGACCGUGAUGAUGUCAUUAUCCUCGGCAACGUCAACUGUAGGGGUGUCGAAAAGCAUUUCGGCGACUGUAUUCUGGACCCGUUUGGGACAGAUACUGGAUGCUAUGAUAGAUAUGCUUUAGCAGGUGUUAUCUGCCUUAACACGUCGGAUCAAAUAAGUUUUGAAACAAGAGGAACCGGAAAAUCCUCCGCCAUUUACAUAUCCGCCGAUACCAAUAGUAUGUAUAUCGCUUAUUCUGAUUUUGAUGACGUCACAGCAUCAGUGGUAUGUAAAGAUAUGGACACAACAUAUGUAGGUGGAUCAGCAAUGGGAUUUAUCUCUCAUAUACCAAGCGUGACGAAAUUUCGUUGUAAAGGAAACGAACAAUCUGCCCUUGACUGCAUUGGCCAUUGGAACUCAGGAAUAACAGAAACGAUGACCAUUGCAUCAGUUAAUUGUCACCGUGGAGUGAAGCUUGUCAGCGGUGAGACUCACUUUGGUAUCGUGGAGGUAUACAGGAGAGGGACAUGGGGAACGAUAUGUUCUGGAACAUUCAGUGAAAGUGAAGCAGGUGUAGUUUGCAGAAACCUGGGUUUCGACGAUGGAAUUUCUCUGUGUUGCUCACCAUUUGGUAAAGCCAAAAGUCCUGUCCUAGUAUCCUUUCUGCAGUGUUCAGGCACGGAAUCAGAUUUAAGAGAGUGCCUUGCUACUUUUGUACAUCCCAACAACGUUCACGAUGAUCUCUGUACUUCCACAGAUGAUUAUGCGUCUGUUGUAUGCUACAACGGAGCUAGACCACAAGAUUACAAACUUUCCUUACCCAAACCUUCCCUUGGUCACAUCGGUGCGCUAGCCUUGACUUACCUCGAUGUAGAAGGCCGGAUCUGUGCCAAUGGCUGGACAAACAAUGACGCCAAAGUGGCUUGUAAACAGCAGGAUUUUGAUUAUGGCGUCGCUUACACACAUCUCGUUGAAAAUAUGACGCAAACAGGCGGACCUUAUUGGACGUCUGAAAUUAAUUGCACUGGAUUGGAAAGAGACUUACUAGAAUGCGACCACGUGGGACUAGGGCGUGUGCGAAAAUGUGAUGAGCUACACUAUGCUGGAAUGAUCUGCUAUGAUGCUGAAGGGCCAAGUUACAGGAUAGCAGGUGGGGAUCGUGAUUCUACAUGGGGUCGUGUGGAAAUCAACCUACCUGGAUUUGGUUGGGGUACAAUCUGUAAUACGCACUGGGGUCCAAAGGAGGCACAGGUACUAUGCAGACAAUUUGGAUACGACAAUGGGGAAGUAUACAAGGGCGACUAUAAAAUGCCUCCUCUCCAUCUUUUUGUUUUUGACGUCAAGUACAUGUGUACCGGAAACGAGCACCGUUUGAUGGACUGUCCUCAUGACGCCGUUGUUCCUGUACCUAGCACGAAGGAACCAACGACGGGAUCUGGGCCGGAUUCGGAAGCCAAGAACAAUACAGGAUUAGUUGUAGGGGUAAUUAUAGCCAGUGUUCUCGUCAUCGUACUCUUCGUUACAGUCAUCCUCGUUCUAAGAUGGCGCCAGAGUCAGAGAAGAUCUCCAAGACACGAGCAAUUCCCCAACAUAAUUUUACACCAAGGUCAUGAUGGUUCAUUACAUUUACACAAUCCACUUCAUGGAGAAAAUAGUGCUGAUUCUGGACCGGUUAACAUCGAUACUUCCGGUACUGUGUCAUAUAAAUCUGGUAAUAUUACUCCUUUCGAUUCGCAGUCACAGUAUGUAAAUACAACACAUGGUGCAACUCAUGAUACCAACGAAUCGUCACAAAUAAUCAUCAGUGGUGCAUCCCAUAAUACUAUCAAUGAUACAGCCCAUAAUACUAACAUUGAUACAGCCCAUAAUACUAACAUUGAUACAAUCUAUACAAAUGAACCAUGUCGUAAUGAUACUAAUGGUGAAAGGUGUGACUUGGACUACAAAGGUCGUGAAAUUGUCACAAUGAACAACACAGAGCCUGGCGAAGCACAAAGUGAUCAAGAUUCGCCAGAACUGUCGUACACAAAAUUGAGCUUUCCCACAGAACCACAUAUUUAUGAAACUUGUCACAAUUCUUUUUCUAAAAACGAAACACCACAUAAUGAUACUAAUGGUGAAAGGUGUGACUUGGACAACAAAGGUCGUGAAAUUGUCACAAUGAACAACACAGAGCCUGGCGAAGCACAAAGUGAUCACGAAUCGCUAGAACAGUCGUACGCAAAAUUGAGCUUUCCCACAGAACCACAUAUUUAUGAAACUUGUGACAAUGCUUCUUCUACAGACGGCGUAAUAUAG
Molecule: messenger RNA, 5667 nt
Organism: Ylistrum balloti
Lineage: Eukaryota; Metazoa; Mollusca; Bivalvia; Pectinida; Pectinidae
Product: scavenger receptor cysteine-rich type 1 protein M160-like
Exons: 21
Coding region: 1-5667 (1888 amino acids)
Cellular component (GO): membrane
Source: RefSeq, a predicted model, not a curated record